AUGGAUAAAAAAGUGUUGUUGAAGACAAAGAGAAUCCUAGAAGAUACUAUCAAAGACUUACUCUGCAACUUUUUUCCAAAUCGUGUUAAAGUGGCAGACUUGGGCUGUUCAUCAGGGCACAACACCUUCUUAACAGUCUCUGAAAUCGAUGGCGUUAUUCAUGAGAUAUGCCAACAAGCACAAUUGAAAUUACCUGAGUUUCAAGCGUUUCUAAAUGAUCUUCCAAAAAAUGGCUUCCAUGUCAUUUUCAGGUCAAUCUCUGUUUUUGUUUUAAAGAGAAUUAAAUGGGCCCAUGAUUUGGAUUUUGACGACGACGUUAGCGACAAUGAUCUUGUGUUGGACAAGUAUGAAACGGGGCAAAAGCUUGCAAAUUGUGUAAGAGCUAUUUCAGAACAGUUGCUUGCCAGUCAUUUUGGAGAUGCUAUAAUUGAUAGGUUAUUCGCAAGGUUAGCAACACAUGCUUCCAACGAUUUCAAUUUGGUUACUAUUGUCGUUUCAAUGACAAAGAAGUAG
Molecule: messenger RNA, 513 nt
Organism: Theobroma cacao (cacao)
Lineage: Eukaryota; Viridiplantae; Streptophyta; Magnoliopsida; Malvales; Malvaceae
Source: RefSeq, a predicted model, not a curated record